This is a messenger RNA of Emys orbicularis (European pond turtle), 2211 nucleotides long. It is a transcript of the gene SYT6, whose product is annotated as synaptotagmin 6. The record is from RefSeq and is a predicted model, not a curated record. The transcript has 6 exons. Gene Ontology annotation, cellular component: plasma membrane; exocytic vesicle. Gene Ontology annotation, molecular function: SNARE binding; calcium-dependent phospholipid binding; calcium ion binding. The coding region runs from base 83 to 1327 and encodes 414 amino acids. Lineage: Eukaryota; Metazoa; Chordata; Testudines; Emydidae. Gene Ontology annotation, biological process: calcium-ion regulated exocytosis; regulation of dopamine secretion; cellular response to calcium ion.
GAAGCUGUGCUGGGUGCCCUGGAGGAACAAGGCCAUUUCUUCUAACAUCUCCCAGAGCGAGGCGGCCUGCAACCAGGAGACCAUGGCAGACAAGCUAAAGGACACAGGCACGCUUGGCUUCCUGGAGGCAGCUGUGAAGAUCAGCCACACCUCGCCGGAUAUCCCAGCCGAGGUCCAGAUGUCCAUGAAAGACCAUAUCAUGCGGCAUGCACGGCUACAGAGGCAGACGACAGAGCCGGCAUCGUCCACCAGGCACAUUUCCUUCAAGAGGCACCUGCCUCGGCAGAUGCACGUGUCCAGCAUGGACUAUGGCACAGACCUGCCCCUUGAGGCCGAGCAGCCAACCAGCAUCGGCAGGAUUAAACCAGAGCUUUAUAAGCAAAAGUCUGUGGACUCCGAGGACCCGGAGAAGGAGGCGGCAAAAACCUGUGGGAAAAUAAACUUCACCCUCAAAUAUGACUAUGAGAACGAGACGCUGAUUGUGCGGAUCCUCAAGGCCUUUGACCUGCCGGCCAAGGAUUUCUGCGGCAGCUCAGACCCCUAUGUGAAGAUCUACCUCCUGCCGGACAGGAAGCGCAAGUUCCAGACGCGAGUCCACAGGAAGACUCUGAACCCCACCUUCGAUGAGUCCUUUCACUUCCCUGUGCCCUAUGAGGAGCUGACUAGCAGGAAACUCCACCUGAGUGUCUUCGACUUCGACAGGUUCUCCAGGCAUGACAUGAUAGGGGAGGUUAUCUUGGAGAACCUGUUUGAGGCCUCGGACAUUUCCCGGGAAACCUCCAUCUGGAAGGACAUUCAGUACGCGACAACUGAAAGCGUGGACCUGGGAGAGAUCAUGUUUUCCCUUUGUUAUUUGCCAACUGCAGGUCGCCUCACCUUAACAGUCAUUAAAUGCAGGAAUCUUAAAGCUAUGGAUAUUACUGGCUACUCAGAUCCGUAUGUCAAGGUGUCUCUGCUCUGUGAUGGGCGGAGGCUGAAAAAGAAGAAAACCACCAUUAAGAAAAACACUCUUAAUCCUACCUACAAUGAGGCGAUAAUCUUCGACAUUCCCCCAGAGAACAUGGAUCAAGUUAGCCUUCUUAUCUCGGUCAUGGAUUAUGAUAGAGUUGGUCAUAAUGAGAUCAUUGGAGGCUGCCGUGUGGGGAUCAAUGCCGAGGGACUGGGCCGAGACCACUGGAACGAGAUGUUGGCAUACCCUCGCAAACCGAUCGCACACUGGCACCCAUUAGUGGAGGUGAAGAAAUCCUUCAAAGAGUGGCAAGGCCGAGCAGCAAGCUUCGACAGCCAAGGCUCGUGUCCAUCUCCUAAGCCACCUCCCACACCAUGAGCCACCGAAGCAGUGGACUAGAAUGGGACUAAACAAAGUUCUUUUGCACUUGUCCUACACAGUCUGAACAACUUGUUGCUGAGUGGCACCAGCGAGGCGCUCCAGGCCUAGUUGUUCCAAUGUAGGUAAAGGCAGAAGAAACGCUCUGUGGUCAAAUUUGUCUUGGUUUGUUAUGUCUCCCAAGGUGAUGAUGUUUGUGGCUUUCAUUUUAUGGGUCUGCUGCCAGAGGAAGAAGAUGGAACGAAACAUGAGCUGGAAGGUUGGUCUGUAAAAUAACCUGUAAAAUGCUGGACCAGUAGCAGAGACCUUCUCAGCCUCUAUGAACACCGAUGACAUGCCCCAGGGAAGAGGCAUGGGGAGAAGCAAGCGGCUGCAUUUUCUGCCUCUGAUUGGAACUGUAUAAAUAGAAGCCUUGAUUAGACUUCGUGUGACCAGCUCUUUAUUAUUGUGAUCAAUCUGAAUUCAGCCACAUGUUUACAGGUUUCUUAUUCAUGUAGAAAUGUUCAUGAGCCUUUCAAAGUUUGUGCUGUGUGUACCCCAAACUUCCUUCUGUGGCGUAUUAAAGAUUUGUUGAUUCCUCAGGGAAAACGAUCCAUUUUCUGUAUCUGUAUUCUCCCUAGGGCCAUUUGCAUGAACAGUUACUUAAGAUCUUGUCUGCGCCUGUUGCUCAUUCCUCUGUGACAUCACUUGUCUGAUGUGGAGUGAAGAGGACUGUAUUGACACAAGCAGGGUUCUCAUGUGAGGUGGGAAAUGGGUUAUAGGAGCAGGUGAAAGUCUUGCAUGAACACUGGAUCUUUAUUUUAUAAAUAGUCCUAGUAGUACAGCGUGAGAGAAUACAGGGGAGCACAAAACAUAUAAACAAGUGGGUUUAAAAAAAAUAUUUU